Penicillium maclennaniae is the source of this 1866-nucleotide messenger RNA. RefSeq names its product MFS transporter. Gene Ontology annotation, cellular component: membrane. The coding region runs from base 1 to 1866 and encodes 621 amino acids. The transcript has 9 exons. NCBI's taxonomy places the organism in Eukaryota, Fungi, Ascomycota, Eurotiomycetes, Eurotiales, Aspergillaceae. The record is from RefSeq and is a predicted model, not a curated record. Gene Ontology annotation, molecular function: myo-inositol:proton symporter activity. Gene Ontology annotation, biological process: transmembrane transport.
AUGUCUGAAAAGCCCACUUCUGGUGUUCUAGCUCACGAUGAGUUCAUUUCUCAGUCUGCAAAGUCGGACCGCGCCGAUGCGGGAGGUCCUCGUCAAGCUGGCGCUCUGAAUAUUGUUCAGAAUCCUUUGACGACGGUGACAAAGGAACAAGCUGUCAUCGAUGCUCACGCUUUUGCUGAAGCGCACGGUAUGCCCGAGCAUGCGGCGCUGUUUGGCCGGGCCGCUUUGGUUGCACGAGACCCUGAUAUGUUUGAGACCCUCGGUGAACUUGACGAGGAGGAGCGCGCUGCACUCGUGUAUGAGCGAGAUCAUAAAUGGCACGGCCCCGUCAUGCUCUGGUAUUCUAUUGGUCUAUGUGCUAUUGGAGCUGCUACACAAGGUUGGGACCAGACGGGAUCGAACGGAGCCAACUUGUCUUUCCCCAAGGAAUUUGGUAUCGAUGGCCAGGGAAAAGACGAGUGGAUUGUGGGCGUUGUCAAUGCCAUUAUUUUCUUAACGGCUGGACUCAUUGGUGCUUUUAUCGUCGAUCCGCUGAACCACUACCUGGGUCGAAGAGGCGAAAUUUUUCUCACGGCUUGCUGUCUUACUGCCACACCAAUUGGUUCCGGUUUCGCGCAGUCAUGGCAAGGGCUGUUUGCUGCACGAUUUGUGAUGGGUAUUGGUAUUGGUGCGAAGAACGCCACAGUCCCCAUCUACUCCGCCGAGAUGGCUCCGGCUCGGACUCGAGGUGCUCUUGUCAUGUUCUGGCAGCUUUGGGUGGUUGCAGGUAUCUUCUUGGGAUUCGCGGCCAACGUGAUUGUCAAGAAUACCGGCGAUAUCGCGUGGCGUCUUCAGCUGGGUUCGGCCUUCAUUCCCUCCUUCAUCCUCAUGUGUGGUAUCUGGUUCUGCCCAGAAUCCCCUCGCUGGCUCAUGAAGCAUAACAAAUAUGCUAAAGGAUUCCAAUCCAUGAACCGCCUGAGAGCUCAUCCGAUCAUUGCGGCGAGAGACUUCUACUACUCGAACAUCAUCUAUCAGGAGGAGUUGAAGGAGGCUCGCGGUUCGGGCUACUUCUCUCGUCUUUGGGACUGUUUCGCUGUGCCAAGAAUUAGACGUGCCAAUUACGGUGCCUCGACUGUUAUGAUUGCUCAGCAGAUGUGCGGUAUCAACAUCAUCUCUUUCUACAGCUCCACCAUCUUUGAGAAUGUUGGCUAUUCGGCUACUCAGGCCUUGUAUGCGUCGCUCGGCUAUGGUGCUGUUCAAGUAGUGUCGACCAUUCCCACUCUGUUCCUCAUUGAUACCAAAGGCCGAAGGACUCUGACCUUGAUUACCUUCCCCCUGAUGUGCAUUUUCCUGUUGGCAGCCGGUCUCUCUCUUCUGAACCAUAGCGGCAGUCAGGGUGCGCAAAUUGGGCCAGUCGUCUUGUUCGUCUAUCUCUUCACCAUCUGUUACUCUUUGGGUGAAGGUCCAGUAGCUUUCCAAUAUUCAGCCGAGGUGUUUCCCACUAUCCAGCGUGAGCAAGGUAUGGCUUGGGCUGUCUGCAUCAACAACACUUUCGCCGGUAUUCUGAGUUUGACAUUCCCUCGAAUGAAGACUGUGAUGACUCCCACUGGAGCCUUCGGAUUCUACGCUGGCCUCAACCUCAUAGCCUGGUUCAUGAUCUUCUGCUUCGUCAGAGAGACUAAGCAGCUCACCCUGGAGGAAAUUGACCAGGUUUUCUCGGUCCCAACGAAGAAGUUCAUCAGCUACGAGUUGACAGUUUGGCUGCCUUGGUUCAUCAAGCGAUACAUUUUCCGACAGAACAUCCCUAGGCCGCCGCAGAUCAUUGCGACUGCCAAGGAGGCCGAUGAGGCUCGGAGACUCUCUCAAGUUGAGCCCUCGAAGGCAUGA